AUGAUCUCUUCCGCUCGAAAUGGAAAGUUGAAACACUCCCCUCAUUCCACAGGACCGGAAGUUGAUAUCGACACUAACAAACAUUUGUUACCGUUAGUCACCCAAAGUCAUGUAUGUUUAACCUCGAAAUCUACUCGCUGUGACACAGUAGUUAGCACGCUACUCUCCCUAACCCUAACCCUAACCCUUCAUUUUCUUAGUCCCAAAUCCCGUGUUGCUGCUGUGGUUUCUGUACGUACACACACACGCACAUCUAUCUAUCUAUCUAUCUAUCUAUCUAUCUAUCUAUCUCUCUUUUAUAAUCUGCGAGAGUCAUUUCCUCCCUCUCUCUCUCUCUCUCUCUCUCUCUCUCUCUCUCUCUCUCUCUCUCUCUCUCUCUCUCUAUCUAUCUAUCUAUCUAUCUAUCUAUAUUUUUCUCUUUCCAUCUCUCUCCCAUUCUGUCUGUCUUUUCUCCCUCUCUCUCUCUUCCUCUCUCCCACUUCCCCCUCUCUCUCUAGAGACACACUCAAAAAAAAAAAAUAUAAGUUACGAAAAAAGAAAAUGAGCAGCGUACUCAUCGCGUUGGCGUCAUCCGGAAGUCAAACAAAGCCAUUUCCUUCUCUCUCUCCCUCUCUCUCUCUCUCUCUCUCUCUCUCUAUCUAUCUAUCUAUCUAUCUAUCUCUUUCUAUCUUCCUCUCUUUCUCUUUCCCCUUUUCUUUCUCUCCAUCUCUCUCUCUCUCUCUCUCUCUCUCUCUCUCUUUCUAUCUUUUCUUCCUCUCUCCCGUUUUCCUUGAUAAUUAA
Messenger RNA from Acanthosepion pharaonis, 780 nucleotides. The record is from the annotation of a GenBank genome assembly. Lineage: Eukaryota; Metazoa; Mollusca; Cephalopoda; Sepiida; Sepiidae.